GUGUAACACCGUCGGAACACAAAAUUUAGGGUGAUGUACUACAGCCGGACAUUUCAACCAGCGCACUUCUGUCCAAAGUAGCAGACUCAUUGUAUCCUGACACUAUCAUCGCAGGCCUGCAUUUCUUUCCGCCAGUAACAACAUACAGUUAUCAUCAUGUUCCUGACGAGGUCCGAAUAUGACAGAGGAGUAAACACGUUUUCUCCAGAGGGACGUCUGUUCCAAGUGGAGUAUGCCAUUGAGGCCAUAAAGCUGGGGUCCACUGCCAUUGGCAUUCAAACAUCAGAAGGAGUCUGUCUUGCUGUGGAGAAAAGGAUAACCUCUCCUCUGAUGGAGCCCAGCAGCAUCGAAAAAAUCGUUGAAAUUGAUACACACAUAGGUUGUGCCAUGAGUGGUCUGAUUGCUGAUGCCAAAACACUUAUUGACAAGGCAAGAGUGGAAACACAGAACCAUUGGUUCACAUACAACGAGACGAUGACUGUGGAGGCAGUGACACAGGCUGUCUCCAAUCUGGCACUGCAAUUCGGGGAGGAAGACGCCGACCCUGGUGCCAUGAGUCGGCCAUUUGGUGUGGCACUUCUGUUUGGAGGCAUGGAUGAGAAGGGACCCCAGCUGUACCACAUGGACCCAUCUGGCACUUUUGUGCAGUGUGACGCAAGAGCCAUUGGAUCAGCUUCAGAAGGCGCCCAGAGUUCACUGCAAGAGGUCUACCAUAAGUCCAUGACAUUAAAAGAUGCCAUCAAGUCUUCCCUCACCAUUCUGAAACAAGUCAUGGAGGAGAAACUGAAUGCCACUAACAUCGAGCUUGCCACCGUGGAGCCUGGGAAGACCUUUCACAUGUACUCAAAAGAAGAGCUAGAAGAGGUCAUCAAGGACAUUUAAAAGAUUCCACCAUAAA
Molecule: messenger RNA, 898 nt
Organism: Engraulis encrasicolus (European anchovy)
Lineage: Eukaryota; Metazoa; Chordata; Actinopteri; Clupeiformes; Engraulidae
Gene: psma5
Product: proteasome 20S subunit alpha 5
Exons: 10
Coding region: 157-882 (241 amino acids)
Biological process (GO): proteasome-mediated ubiquitin-dependent protein catabolic process
Cellular component (GO): nucleus; proteasome core complex, alpha-subunit complex; proteasome core complex
Source: RefSeq, a predicted model, not a curated record